Molecule: messenger RNA, 2109 nt
Organism: Brettanomyces nanus
Lineage: Eukaryota; Fungi; Ascomycota; Pichiomycetes; Pichiales; Pichiaceae
Exons: 1
Coding region: 1-2109 (702 amino acids)
Biological process (GO): long-chain fatty acid metabolic process; long-chain fatty-acyl-CoA metabolic process
Cellular component (GO): plasma membrane; lipid droplet; endoplasmic reticulum
Molecular function (GO): long-chain fatty acid-CoA ligase activity
Source: RefSeq, a predicted model, not a curated record
AUGGUCUUUCAACUUAACGUUGCAGUUGGAGAUGCCAAGCCUGGUGAAACGGCUCCUUACCGGUGUUACCGAGUUAAGAAUGGAGCGGUUUCUCGCCCUCUUGGAUUCAAAUGCACCACAAUGUAUGAGUAUUUUAACGAGUGUGUCGCAGUGAAUGGAAAGGCAGAGAAGUGCCAGGGAUGGCGUGAUUUAAUUGAUGUUCACUACGAGAAGAAGAUGGUUAAGAAAUUGAUUGAUGGUGAAAUAACCCAAGUGGAGAAGGAGUGGAUGUACUAUGAAAAAUCUGACUAUAAGUAUGUGACAUUUGGCGAAUUACAGGAAAUUGUUAACGCCUAUGGUCGUGGUUUGAUUAAGUUGGGAAUCAAACCCAAGAAUGAGGAGAGAAUACUCCUUUUUGCUUCCACUUCUCACAAAUGGAUGAGAACAUACCUAGCUACCCAGACACAGGCCAUUGCAAUUGUCACUGCCUACGAUUCUUUGGGCAGGAAAGGUUUGACACACUGUAUGAAAGAUACCGAUUCUGUCGCCAUUUUCACUGACAACGACUUACUUAGUAAGUUGGUCAACCCUUUGAAAGAGUGCAAAUCUGUUCGUUACAUUAUCCACUCAGAUCCUCUUGAUCCUAACGAUAAGCGCGGAAACGGUCGCCUUUAUUCUGAAAGCAAGAAAUAUCACGAUGAAAUCUUGAAGGUGAGACCUGACAUUAAGUUCAUCUCCUAUGAUGAUAUUGUUAAGUUAGGUAUGGAAAACAUGGAUAUCAAGCCUUGCCCUCCGACUCCUUCUGAUAUAACAUGCAUAAUGUAUACCUCUGGAUCCACCGGUGAGCCAAAAGGUGUCGUUCUUUCCCACGCUAACUUGGUUGCUGGUGUUGGUGGGGUUGGUACUACUGCCAACCGUGAUAUUAUCAAUUCAAAGGAUAGGGUCAUCAGUUUCUUGCCUCUUGCCCAUAUCUUUGAGUUACUCUUUGAGCUACUAGGUUUCUACUGGGGUAGUGUCGGUGGAUAUGCGAGUGUGAAGACACUCUCUGAUGCAUCUUGCAGAAACUGUAAAGGUGACAUGCGUGCCUUUGAACCUACAAUCAUGGUGGGCGUUGCUGCAGUUUGGGAGACCAUCAAGAAGGGAAUUCUACACCAAAUUCAGCAACUUCCAACAUUCAAACAGAAAAUGUUUUGGGGUGCUUAUAAUACCAAAGCUGCUUGUAAAAAAUAUUCGAUUCCAUUUCUUCCUGCUUUGAUUGAUUCUAUUGUGUUCAAAAAGAUUAAACAGGCUACCGGCGGUCAUUUGCGUUGGAUCUUAAAUGGUGGUUCUCCAAUUUCCGGUGCUACCCAAAGAUUUGUCUCUUAUACGGUGGCACCAAUGUUGAUUGGUUAUGGUUUGACAGAGACUUGUGCCAACACUUGUGUUACCGAUCCAGACCACUUUGAAUUUGAUGUGGCUGGUCCAUUGGUUGGAUCCAUUACUGUCAAACUAAUUGAUGUUCCAGAGGCCGGAUAUUAUGCCAAGAAUGGACAAGGAGAGGUAUUGAUUCGUGGAGCGUCUGUCAUGCAGAGGUACUUCAAUAAUCCUAAAGAAACUGACCUAGCCUUCAAUUAUGAUAAAAACUGGUUCUCGACUGGCGAUAUUGGACAAUGGACAGAAAGCGGAUCAUUGAAAUUGGUGGAUCGUAAGAAGAACUUGGUAAAGACUCAGAACGGUGAGUACAUUGCCCUUGAGAAAUUGGAGUCGGUCUACAGAUCAAACUCUUUGAUCAAUAACAUUUGUUGUUAUGCUGACGAGACGAAGGUGAAACCAAUUGGUAUUGUUCUUCCUGAAGACAAGGCCCUGAAACAACUAAUCGUCGAAUUAGGCUUGGCCAAGGAAGGCGAUGAAAUUCAGCUCGCAGAUUUCGUUAAUAAUAAAAAGGUGACACAUGCAGUUACUAAAUCUCUUCUUGAUACCGCUAAGAAGGCAGGAUUCACGCGUAUCGAAAUGAUUCUUGGUGUUGUCAUUGUCGACGAUGACUGGACCCCUGAAAGUGGUUUUGUCACCAGUGCACAGAAAUUGCAGAGAAGAAAGAUUCUUCAGUCUGUCAAGGACCGUGUUAACACACUAUACUCGGAGAAUCUAUGA